Molecule: messenger RNA, 1715 nt
Organism: Esox lucius (northern pike)
Lineage: Eukaryota; Metazoa; Chordata; Actinopteri; Esociformes; Esocidae
Product: putative nuclease HARBI1
Exons: 3
Coding region: 312-1436 (374 amino acids)
Source: RefSeq, a predicted model, not a curated record
GUCAGCUCCCAAGAACAGGUGACUAAUAAAGCUUUGGCGUUGGAAACAAUGUGCGUCCAUCUUGAAGACAGUCUCCAGUUCCUGUAGCUUAUAAGUUGAAGAUGCGCUAUUGCUAGCUUUAUGAUCUUUGUUUACAAUCUUUCUUAGCAAUGAAACGACUGUAUUUGAAGUCUUACUGAAAUGUUGUCCGACAAUGACAUUGUUGGACUAAGUAACGUUACUUGGCAUACACUGCAAAUUCCAUACCGAGAAUUUAACACUCACUGUUUGUUUUAUUUGUAAACAUUCACUUGUUAGCCUAGCUUGGACUUAUGGCAUUUGCUCCCGCCGUAUGGUUAGCUGCUCAAGCGGAAAUUUACGAAGAUGACGAAGAGACCGAGUCAAACACCUUCCCGGAGCCACAGAAAAGAUACUUGGACGAUUACGACGAUGAUUCCUUAUUCGACAGGUUCCAUUUAACUAGACCAUGUAUUACGUUCAUCACGGAUUGUGUCAGGCUCCGUAUGAAAGCCACGCGCGAGCAAAUUAAUGGACCCUGUGUCGACGAAAUUGUGAUAGCGGCACUGGACUACUAUGCAAACGGCAUUCUAUCCAGCAAAGUCGUAGAUUUGAUUCAAAUGGACCACCAGGAAAUUCACGAAGUAAUAAACAAAGUUUCAAAAGUGUUGUCAGGAAUGGUUAAGGAGUUUAUUACUUUCCCGGCGAAUGGUGAGGAACGAGCAAAUGUGGCACACGAGAUAAAGAAAAUAUGCGGAAUCCCGACCUCCGUGGGAUUGGUAGGAUGCAUGCAUGUCAAGGUGAGGCCCCCUCAACACGACAAGGAUGCCUUUCGGAACACCAUGGAUAACCACACCGUCAUGACCCAAGUUAUUUGCGACUGUGAAGGGAAUUUCAUGAGUGUCGAAAACUGCUGUGUUGGCAGCACACCAGAGCAAACCAUUUGGGAUUCGUCGGAAAUUGCCCUACAACUUAAGCGUGGAGUACAUGGAACGAACUGGAUAAUUGCUUUUUUGGAAAGGAAAGAAAAAGCCGGCAAAGGCUACACGUUAAGCAGGCACCUCCUUACGGCCGUUUCGCCGGUCAGGGAGAAGGCAGAUCGUCGUUUCAACGCGGCCCACAGCAUGAUCUACUCAGUCUUCCAGCGUACCAUCACAUCAUUGAAGAGGCGCUUCAGGUGCCUGGCCAACUUGGGUCACGUGCAGCAGAACAGUCUGGACAAGAAGGCAGAGAUCAUCAAGGCCUGCUGCGUCCUGCAUAACAUCGCCAAGAAGUUCUCUGUGCCGGCCCUCGGUGACAUCACGCUGGAGCCCAUCCACCCCGCCAACAAUCACCAGGUGCCGGUGGUGGAGGUGCCAAGCUACGCGGAGAAGGCCAGGGCGGCCAUUAUCGGCAUUUAUUUCUCCCAUUCCUCUGGGAAUGACAGCGUUUCAGACUGAUGCGGGUGAGAACGUUUCAAUGAAACAACCGGACGGUUUAGGGGUAAUCAGAGGAAGUAUGGACGUUGUCUUUUAUUCAGCCUGUUUUGUUGUGGAAAAUUGAUUAUAUUUUUUUAUGCUUUAUGAUACAUUCAUUUUAAGGAAUUUCUUUUAUAUAAAUGGUCAGUAUGCAAAUUCUUGAUGAAUUAAGUGGAUACGCUCUGAAAUGAGCUUAUUGAAAACACACAGCGAUGUUAAUUUUAAAACCUUGAUGGAAAAAAAUAAAUUACCUCAAUUACA